Antechinus flavipes (yellow-footed antechinus) is the source of this 1769-nucleotide messenger RNA. It is a transcript of the gene VAPA, whose product is annotated as VAMP associated protein A. Gene Ontology annotation, biological process: neuron projection development. Bases 294 to 1175 code for a protein of 293 amino acids. NCBI's taxonomy places the organism in Eukaryota, Metazoa, Chordata, Mammalia, Dasyuromorphia, Dasyuridae. The transcript has 7 exons. The record is from RefSeq and is a predicted model, not a curated record. Gene Ontology annotation, cellular component: endoplasmic reticulum membrane; plasma membrane. Gene Ontology annotation, molecular function: FFAT motif binding.
GCAGUGCGCGUGGCCGCGGUGGCUGGUGUGGGGUUGAGUCAGUUGUUAGUUGGGGGGGGGAAGCGACUGGUCGUCAGACUGUCCGACCCGCUGGCUGAAGCAGGAAGCGAACGAGUGGUGAGCCCAGGCUGGUGACUGUGCCUUUUUCAGAGUCCCGGCGCUUCGCCAUCUCUCCUCUCUCCCCCUCCUUCGGCUCCUCCCACUCUCCCUCCUCUGGACAACCCCCCCUCCCCCCCCACCCAGGCAAACCGCCGCCUCGGGCGCGCCCCCGCUCCCCCUGUGCUGUCUCUCCGAUGGCGGCCGCUGCCGGGGCCAUGGCAAAGCACGAGCAGAUCCUGCUUCUCGACCCGCCCACAGACCUCAAAUUUAAAGGCCCCUUCACAGAUGUAGUCACUACAAAUCUUAAACUUCGAAAUCCAUCAGACAGAAAAGUAUGUUUCAAAGUGAAGACAACAGCACCUCGUCGGUACUGUGUGAGACCGAACAGUGGAAUUAUUGAUCCAGGGUCUACUGUAACUGUUUCAGUAAUGCUACAGCCUUUUGACUACGAUCCAAAUGAGAAGAGUAAACACAAGUUUAUGGUACAGACGAUUUUUGCACCAUCAAACACUUCAGAUAUGGAGGCUGUGUGGAAAGAGGCAAAACCUGAUGAACUCAUGGAUUCCAAAUUGAGAUGUGUAUUUGAAAUGCCCAAUGAAAACGAUAAAUUGGGUAUAUCUACACCAGGGACCGGUUUCACUACUCCAGUCAGCAUCAUCACCUCAGUUGCAACACCUGCCAAUUAUAGCCUGAAGACUGACCCCAGGGCAUCACACAGUAUGUUCAAACAGCAAAAGCCUAAGAUUGAUAUGGAACCUAGCAAAGCUCUUCCACUGAAUGCAUCUAAACAAGAUGGACCCAUGCCAAAACCGCAUAGUGUUUCACUCAAUGAUACUGAAACAAGGAAACUAGUGGAAGAGUGUAAAAGACUUCAGGGAGAAAUGAUGAAAUUAUCAGAAGAAAAUCGACAUCUGAGAGAUGAAGGUUUAAGGCUCAGAAAGGUAGCACAUGCGGAUAAAGCUGGAUCAAGCUCAGCCAUGUCUUUCAGAGAGAAUGUCACCAGUCCUCUUCCUUCACUUCUUGUUGUAAUUGCAGCCAUUUUCAUUGGAUUCUUUCUAGGCAAAUUCAUCUUGUAGAGUGAAGCAUGCAGAGUGCUGUUUCCUUUUUUUUUCUUGACCAGAAAAAGAUUUGUUUACCUACCAUUUCAUUGGUAGUAUGGCCCACAGUGACCAUUUUUUUUGUGUACAGCGUCAUGAUAGGCUUUGCCUUUAAUGAUCUCUCACGGUUAGAAAACACAAUAAAAACAAACUGUUCGGCUACUGGACAAAUUGUAUAUUAUAUCAGAUCAUCAAUAGCAGGUGUCAGUUGCACAUUCAGUCCUUUAUGAAAUUCAUAAAUAAAGAAUUGUUCUUUGUGGUUUUAAUAAGAGUUCAAGAAUUGUUCAGAGUCUUGUAAAUGUUAUUUUAAUAAUCCCUUUAAAAUUUAUCUGUUGCUGUUACCUCUUGAAAUAUGAUUUAUUUAGAUUGCUAAUCCCACUCAUUCAGGAAUAUGCCAAGAGGUAUUCUGUGGGGAAAUGGUGCCUCUUACAGUGUAAAUUUUCUCCUUUACCUUUGCUAAUAUCAUGGCAGAAUUUUUCUUAUCCCUCGUGAGGCAGUUGUUGACUUGAGUUUUUCAUCCUUACAAUCCUGUCCCAUGGUAUUUAACAUAAAAAAAUAAAACUGUUAACAGAU